AUGGACGUCUCCUUUCAGUCGAUAGAUCUUGUACCGCUAGCUGAGGCCUCAAUGCAUUUUGAGUUGAAGGUACAUGCCUCGGCAGAGAACGAUUGGGUUAUCGGGCCCGGAAGUGAACGCAUGUUGCAGUCAACUGGAACGACAGCAAAUCAAGGCUUUGAAAUGUCGUCGGCAAUGAAAUUCUGCUACUAUUCGAAGAAUCAAAUUCGAAGGACUCUAUCGUCGAGCCCGUCCACGCCGGACGGUCGAUUUGAGGAAUUCAAAAGGAAAUUCAGGCGAAGCGGUUCACUUGGAAUCCCGUUUGUUCCUGAGGAGGACAUCAAAGAACUGUUUGGCAAAAAG
This is a messenger RNA of Ostertagia ostertagi, 342 nucleotides long. The record is from the annotation of a GenBank genome assembly. NCBI's taxonomy places the organism in Eukaryota, Metazoa, Nematoda, Chromadorea, Rhabditida, Trichostrongylidae.